Messenger RNA from Pecten maximus, 1733 nucleotides. Its product is annotated as protein CNPPD1-like. The coding region runs from base 114 to 1481 and encodes 455 amino acids. Lineage: Eukaryota; Metazoa; Mollusca; Bivalvia; Pectinida; Pectinidae. Gene Ontology annotation, cellular component: cyclin-dependent protein kinase holoenzyme complex; nucleus. Gene Ontology annotation, biological process: regulation of cyclin-dependent protein serine/threonine kinase activity. The transcript is spliced from 8 exons. Gene Ontology annotation, molecular function: cyclin-dependent protein serine/threonine kinase regulator activity; protein kinase binding. The record is from RefSeq and is a predicted model, not a curated record.
GCGAGAUUUCCUGUACAGAAGACGGAAGUUGGGGAGUUGCCGCGCAAUGUUCAUUACAGUGUGUUAGAAAACAAACAUAUUGACGUUAUAUUCAAAGUUUAUUUGCUGUAAAAAUGCAGCCAUUCUAUCUUCCCCUUUUCAGAGGGAAUGAUAGUUUAAAUGGAUUCGACGAGGAGGACCAUGAAGAAUUUGCAGAGCGCCUUAGGAAAACCUUAUACUACGGGAAAACUCCAUCCACUGACCGCCCCUCUCUUCCUCUCACUGAAAUAACUGUUGAAUACUUACAAGAAGCAUGUCCAAGGCAACUAGGCAAGCUGGAUACGUUUACUGCUGCGACCACUUCAAGACAAGCUUGUAUGUCGCCAUGUUCCGUGAUGAUGAGUUUGCUGUAUGUCCAACGCUUAAAGACCCGGAACCCUGCCUACCUACAACAGAUUUCUUCUUCUGACCUGUUUCUGAUUUCUGUGAUGAUGGCUUCUAAAUUUCUGUACGACGAGGGAAUUGAUGACGAGGUUUUCAAUGACGAGUGGGCGGCCUCUGCAGAUCUAGAAACUGAAGAAGUGAAUGAAAUGGAGCGACAAUUCCUCUCGGCCAUAGACUGGCAACUUUUCGUGAGACCAAAUGAAUUCUACGACAUCCUUCAUGACAUGGAAAGGCGGAUUGCCCUACGACAAGCUAGAGAACGUGGAUGGUUUACUUAUACUGACCUCAUGGUGCUAUCUGAAGAUCCCCGAAUUGCCAAACUAGCGAGCUUUCUCAGCCAGGAGAUCUCCAAGGUGGUGCUCGUCAGCUCAUUUGCCUACUUAGCUGGUGUGUUGACCAUGGUGGGCUCGACCCUUCUAGUCACAACCAUGUCAACGGCAGUCAUGGUCCACGGUCCAACGAUCUUAGCCCCUCCUCAUCCAAGCCUUCCACAAUCUGUACCGAAAUGUCUUAACAGUCGCUGUAACAAAACCGCUUCUGAAACCGCAGCAGAUACAGUCACGAUAGAUUCCAACAGUCCAAGACACGAGGAAACUGCCAAGACAACGGAGAGAGGUAGUGAAGGGUUAUCCGUGUUAAAGAACGCUGUUGAUGGACUUCUCUCUCUCUUCACUGUGGUUUCGCUGAGAGAAGCUUUCGUUAAAUACCGUACAGAGGACAAGCAGAACAGCCACUAUCAAGGUUUGACUGAUCACGAAUACUCGACUAAAGGCACCAGACUUCCAAACAAAUCUGUGACCAUCGACUAUGGAAACUCUCUUCAUUCCAAUGACCGUGUUCCGUAUCGUCUUAAUGGUUGUGCUUCCUGUGAAAAACGCGAGUCAAAUGGAAACAAACAGAACAGAAAUGUGCGAAUGGUGUCUAAUCAGGCUCAGUGCGUUGUUGAUCAUGAGGUGGUCCGUGUAGGGUUCAAGGACUUGAUGCUAUAUGAUCGUUUCUCAGACAUAUCGUUAGGGUUCGCUACGGGACUGAAAUCUCCAGCACUGUUACACACCUGAUAAAGGUUAACAGGCCGGUACAGGAUUUUCAUUGCGGCCAAAUAGCAUAAAGAAAAUUAAAAAUGUUCACAGUUUAGAUCUAAAGAGAACAUCCAUUGUAAUCAGAAAUCUUUGAAUAUAAUAUAGUUUGGAAGGUGUCUAAGCAGCACUGAAAUGAUUUAGAUACUGGAGAGAAACAAGAGGCCCAGAGGGCCUGUAUUGCUCACACUGAAAUGAUUUAGAUACUGGAGAGAAAAAAGUAAAUCAAUCAAA